This is a messenger RNA of Penicillium crustosum, 1386 nucleotides long. Its product is annotated as cation efflux family protein family. Gene Ontology annotation, molecular function: zinc ion transmembrane transporter activity. Gene Ontology annotation, biological process: zinc ion transport; intracellular zinc ion homeostasis; transmembrane transport. Bases 1 to 1386 code for a protein of 461 amino acids. The transcript is spliced from 2 exons. Gene Ontology annotation, cellular component: membrane; Golgi apparatus. NCBI's taxonomy places the organism in Eukaryota, Fungi, Ascomycota, Eurotiomycetes, Eurotiales, Aspergillaceae. The record is from RefSeq and is a predicted model, not a curated record.
AUGGCUUCGAACCUUCCUCUCCCUAUCCCGCCGCGCACUCCCACUCCUCCAGCGGACGACGAACAUGCCUCCCAGAUCAACUCAGGGAUACCGAUCGAUCGCAAUUCCCUAUCGCCGCUUAAAGCUUCCUUUCCGAAAGGUAUCAUGGAUGCUGAAAGCAGAGAUACUUUGAGCCCCACGAAGUCCUCGUUUAAUCUGGCAACCUCGCCUGAAUAUGCAGAGACACCGAUGGAGAAUGGCUUGGGCGACACAUCCCCCGCCGGGCCAUUCAAUUUCAACACUACUGUUAUGGCGAAGAGCCCAGUGAUCAAAUCGAACAUGGGACAACGUCGUGGCCACAAGUACAAACACAGUAGCAUCUCGCACCAGAUCUUCCUCGAGCCUCCUCCUCGCGCGCCCCUAGCCCUUCCGAACUCCCUACCCAUGCCAACACUGAAAGAAUGCCGAUCUAGCAUGUCGAAGGAUCAAAAGACCCGCUUCUGGUGGAGUCUAUGCCACAUGUUCGUUGCGGCGUACACACUCUGGACCGCACAUGGGUCCCUCGCCAUGACAGCGUUGUCGCAUCUGAUUCUGUUUGAUUCACUCGGGGCUCUCCUGUGUGUUGCAGUUGAUGUUCUGGGUAAUUUUGAAGUUUGGAAAAGAUCGACUAUCCGCCACCCGUUCGGUCUUGAACGUGCAGAAGUUCUAGCCGGAUUCGCGAUGGCUGUGCUUCUUUUGUUUAUGGGAAUGGAUCUUAUCUCCCACAAUAUACAACAUUUCCUCGAAAAGUCUGGCCAUGAGCCUCAUCAUCAGCAUGAUCAUGAUCGGGUUUCUCUAGGUAGUGUGGACGUGACUGCAGUUCUAGCCAUUUCAUCGACGCUUGUGUCGGCAAUUGGUCUCAAGAACCAUGCUCGAAUUGGGAAGGCUAUGCGAUUUGGGUAUAUCCAAUCCCUUCCAUCGGUCUUGAGCAACCCCUCCCACUUCCUCACCCUCUCUUGUUCAACUCUGCUGCUGCUUUUACCUCUGGUCUCAAUUCGGAUAUAUGAUUGGCUCGAUAAGCUCUUGUCUGGCACCAUUGCCUUCUCAAUGUGCUUCCUAGGAACUCGCUUGGUGAAGACUCUAGGUUCUAUGCUUCUCAUGUCCUACUCCGGUCAAGGAGUUUCUGAUGUCAUGAAGGAUAUUGAAGCCGAUGCUGCUGUGUUCGGGAUUGAUGACGCCCGAUUUUGGCAGGUCCAUUAUGGGCUAUGUAUGGCAAACCUCAAGCUCCGAGUCAGCGGCUCUGAGGAUAAUCUUGCCCGGUUACGGGAGAAGAUAACCAGCUUGAUUCGCAACAGGCUGGGCGGGGGGUAUGGCACCGGUGGCCAAAAAUGGGAGGUAUCUUUGCAAUUCACGAUUGAGCGUGCAUGA